CACUCUUAUCUGUUAGACAACUUUUAAAGAUUUAACAGGACAAUCUGAUAAAAUUUCAACCUUACGGAGAAGAUUAGCAUGGCCCUGCCCAAGAAUGACAUGAACAAAACAAUUUUUAGACUACUUUAGAUGCAUCUAUUCUUGCAUGGUCCCUGUAUCAUCGAUAGCUGCUUCAGGAAUCAAGCUUUAGAAUAUUAUGGUCAAAGUGUAUUAUUCCAUUUAGUAAUAUUUAUUUCCUAGAUGCAUCCCUUGGUGUGAUCUAGAGGUCAAUGAAGUUGAAUUAAAGUCCAUUGAACUAGGAUUCAAAUUCCAUUAAAGGAAAUCUUUCUGGAUGAGUUCUUCCCAUCUAAAAAAAACUCAUCAAAAAAAAAAAAAAAUCCUCUCUGCAGCUGUGCCAUUUUGAGAAAGAUAUGGCCAAAGAUGUUGAAGUCAAAGGAUUCAAUCCAGGAUUGAUCGUCUUAAUUCUUGUUGGUGGGCUGUUAUUGGUGUUCCUUGUUGGGAACUAUCUACUUUACAUGUAUGCACAGAAAACUCUACCUCCAAAGAAAAAGAAGCCUGUCUCCAAGAAGAAACUGAAGAGGGAGAGACUGAAGCAAGGUGUUUCAGCGCCUGGUGAAUAAGUAUCCUGGACACACCGGCGUAUAUUCCCCUUGUUCAUGGUGAUGGAAUGUCUGGUUUCAUAGUCAACAGAUGCUUGGACUUUAUAACGUUACCAAUUUCCAUCAUCAUAGGUAGAACUUAGUCGAAAGAUUGCGCUAUUUUCGUAGUGACUUGGGAGUUGUUUUCAUGUAAGCUACUCAGUUCCCUUCUUCUUGCGGAAUUAUUGCUCUUUAUAUCCAAACUCCUGGCAAGGUUAAUGCUUAAUGUAGUUCUUAUGGUUGCAUA
Messenger RNA from Lycium barbarum (goji berry), 885 nucleotides. RefSeq names its product DNA-binding protein S1FA-like. Gene Ontology annotation, biological process: regulation of DNA-templated transcription. Gene Ontology annotation, molecular function: DNA binding. Bases 411 to 620 code for a protein of 69 amino acids. NCBI's taxonomy places the organism in Eukaryota, Viridiplantae, Streptophyta, Magnoliopsida, Solanales, Solanaceae. The record is from RefSeq and is a predicted model, not a curated record. The transcript is spliced from 2 exons. Gene Ontology annotation, cellular component: nucleus.